Molecule: messenger RNA, 3478 nt
Organism: Pelobates fuscus (common spadefoot toad)
Lineage: Eukaryota; Metazoa; Chordata; Amphibia; Anura; Pelobatidae
Gene: NRG1
Product: neuregulin 1
Exons: 11
Coding region: 556-3399 (947 amino acids)
Biological process (GO): nervous system development; cell differentiation; activation of transmembrane receptor protein tyrosine kinase activity
Molecular function (GO): protein tyrosine kinase activator activity; chemorepellent activity
Source: RefSeq, a predicted model, not a curated record
GGUCUUUUCAAACCAUUCAGCAAUAGCAUCUCAUCCUCCUCCUCCUCCGAGCAGAAACGCCAGUACUUGGCUUCAGCAUCAUUCAUCUCCCUUGAAAACCAACAUCUUAAAUAUAUACAUUUUUUUUCUUGCAAUUUUUUUUUUAAUUCCUAUUCUUAUUGUGCAUGAUUUUUUUUUAUUUUUUUUUAAGGCUUGUGGGAAAUUGGCUAACCUAAUUCACCCAUCCCCUCAGCUGCAUUUCUUCUUCAAUUUCCCCAUCACCACCAACAACACCUCAAGUCUACUGGGUCCUGCAAAGCAAAAGAGAGAGGAGGAAAAAAAAACAAAAAAACAAAAAACAAAAAAAAAACAACAACCAAAAAAACCUCCGCCCCAUCAACCUCUUGUUGCUGCGCCAAGAUAUAACCUUCUACAGCUCCCCUUCCAAAAAAAAAAAAAAAUCUUCUCCACGUUCUAUUGGAAUUCUAAAAGGAACCCGGGCAAGGGGGGGUGGGGAGAAGGGGCAAUAAACUGAAAGCAUAAAAAAGGAAUCCAGUCAGCAGAGACAGUUUUACCAUGAGAUUGCAAUACACCUCUUCUUCUCCGUCUUCCUCCUCAACCUCUCUGACUGCUGGUCUGUCUCCCUGCUUGCUGCCUGGUCCAGGCUCUGCUCUCACAGGUAGUGGCUGCUCCUGCUGCUGGGGUUGUUGUUAUGGUGCCCUGUUGUUUUUCCUGUGGACCUCGGCUGCGGUGACUGCCUCCUCUUCUUCUUCCUCGUCUUCUUCUGCUGGAGGUCCAGGAGCAGGUGGUGGUGGUGGUGCUGCUGCUGCAGUGACCGGCGCUCCUGGUGGCUCUGGUGGGGGCUCUGGUGCUGCAGCGGCUACAGCAGCUUCUCCGUCUCCCCCAGCUCCUCCUCUCCCUGCUGCAGUGGUGGCUGGAGGGGCGCUGCUUGCUGCUCUGGCGGCAGGUGCCGGUGGUGGAGUUGGAGUGGUCCCUUCUGGUGCAGCCGGUGGACCUGUCUGUUAUUUCUCCCCUACUGUGGGCUCGGUGCAAGAGCUGGCUCAACGCUCCAGGGUGGUGAUUGAGGGCAAAGUGCAGCAGCAACAGCAUCAUCAACAAGGUGGGUCUGGGGCAGAGGGUGGCAGGAGGAAAUUGGCAGAGGAAGGAGAGAGAGGUGGGGACCUUGUUACCUCUGGCAGGAGAAAAGGACAGGUGGUCAAAAAUCAGGUGUAUGGAGAGGAAGACAGGGAGCAGACAUUACCAGGGGUGAGCAUUGCACCCAGAGAAGACCCUGUGACUGUUACCCAGUGGAUAGCACCUUCUUUAUCCAUUCUUACCACCACAGCUUCCACCAUCAUCAUAAGUGGCUUCUCAGACUUGGUCCCUCUGCCCAGUGCAGCUGCAUCUCCUGCCCCUGCCGGCAGCAGCCUAGAGUCUUACCUGGUAAAGGUCCAUCAGGUGUGGGCAGUGAAAAGUGGUGGUUUGGAGAAGGACUCAGUUAUUACACUGCUGGGGGAUUUCGGAUCCAGCUGUGUCAAGUUGAAGCAAGACAGCAGGUACCUCUUCUUCAUGGACCCAACCAACACCACUUCUGUCUUCAGGGCUUCUUUCCCACCCCUGGAGUCUGGUAGGAAGCUGAAGAAGGAUGUUGGCAAGGUGCUCUGCAGGGGAUGUGCCGCCCCUCCAAAGCUGAAAGAAAUGAAAAGUCAAAGUAUAUUAGAGGGCAAAAAAUUGGUCUUGAAGUGUGAAGCGGUUUCCGAACAGCCCGCCAUGAAAUUUAAGUGGUUUAAAGAAGAUAAAGAAAUUGUUGCAAAAAACAAGCAAGAGGGCAAGCCUGAAAAUAUAAAGAUACGGAAAAAAAAAAAGUCUUCCGAACUCCAGAUCCUCAAUCCUUCUGAUGCCGACGCCGGAGAAUAUAAAUGUACUGUGUCCAACCAGCUUGGAAAUGACAGCAUGAGAGUCAAUGUUACAAUCACACCAAGUCCACAAACCGGGCAUCUUAAACCAUGCGCCGAUAAAGAAAAAACAUACUGUGUCAAUGGAGGUGAAUGCUUCGUGCUCAACGGUAUUACAGCCGGCACAAAAUAUUUGUGCAAGUGCCCACCUGGAUUCAGUGGAGCAAGAUGCACUGCAACUGAACCUAUGAGAGUCAGAGCAGAAAAGCAUCUUGGAAUUGAAUUCAUGGAAGCUGAGGAGCUGUACCAGAAGAGAGUGUUGACCAUAACUGGCAUCUGCAUUGCACUCCUUGUAGUUGGCAUCAUGUGUGUUGUGGCCUACUGCAAAACCAAAAAACAGAGAAAAAAGCUGCAUGACCGUCUACGGCAGAGUCUUCGUUCAGAAAGAAAUAAUAUGGUAAACAUGGCAAAUGGACCACAUCAUCCUAACCCACCUCCUGAAAAUGUCCAGCUGGUAAAUCAAUAUGUCUCAAAAAACGUAAUAUCUAGUGAACAUGUGAUUGAGCGAGAAACAGAAACAUCAUUUUCCACAAGCCACUACACUUCAACAACUCACCACUCAACGACAGUUACCCAAACACCAAGUCACAGCUGGAGUAACGGUCAAUCAGAAAGCAUUAUUUCAGAAAGUCAUUCAGUAAUUGUGACAUCUUCUGUGGAAAACAGUAGACACACAAGUCCAACAGGUCCACGAGGACGCCUUAAUGGCAUUGGAGGUCCUAGAGACUGCAGUUAUCUCAGACAUGCUAGAGACACUCCAGAUUCAUACAGAGACUCACCUCAUAGUGAAAGGUAUGUCUCAGCUAUGACUACCCCGGCUCGCAUGUCACCGGUGGAUUUCCAGACUCCAGUUUCUCCCAAAUCCCCUUGCUUGGAAAUGUCUCCAACAAUAUCCAGCCUAGCUGUAUCUGUUCCCUCUGUAGCCAUCAGCCCCUUUAUUGAAGAAGAGAGACCACUGCUAUUAAUAUCUCCACCAAGGUUACGCGACAAAAGAUAUGACUUGUAUUGUCAUAACCAUCAUUACAACCAGCAGUACAACUCCUACCAUCACAAUCCUAUCCACGACAGCAGCAGUCUACCACCAAGUCCUUUAAGAAUAGUUGAAGAUGAAGAAUAUGAAACCACACAAGAGUAUGAGCCAGUGCAAGAGCCAACAAAGAAACUAGUCAACAGCCGAAGGGCAAAAAGAACAAAACCCAAUGGCCACAUUUCUACUAGAUUAGAACUGAACAUUGAUACAAGCUCUGAGAGCAGUACAUCCGAGAGUGAAACAGAAGAUGAAAGAAUAGGUGAGGAUACACCUUUCCUGAGCAUACAGAACCCAUUAGCAACCAGCUUAGAGUCAGCCAGUUCAUACCGUCUUGCUGACAGUAGGACUAACCCAAAUAGCCGAUUUUCAACGCAAGAAGAGUUACAAUCAAGGUUAACCAGUGUAAUAGCUAAUCAAGACCCUAUUGCUGUAUAAAAAAAAUAAAACAUAGAUUCACCUGUAAAACUUUAUUUUAUAUAAUGAAGUAUUCCACCUUAAAUUAAAUGAUUUAUUU